GAGCCGAGCCGCGCCGAGCCGCGAUGGAGGGCGCCGAGGCGGCCAGCCUGCUGGGGGAGCGCAGCCCGGAGCCGCCGGGCCGCUUCAAGGCGUACCGGCGGCGCUGGUUCCUGCUGGCCGUCGUGUGCCUGCUGAACUGCUCCAACGCCAUGCUGUGGCUGACAUUUGCUCCUGUGGCUGAUAAGACAGCUGCUUACUUCCACAUUUCCCUGGAGACAGUCAACUGGCUCUCAAUGGUGUACCUCCUCAUUUCUAUCCCAUUUGGCCUGGUGGCUACAUGGGUCCUCGACAGCGUGGGGCUCCGCUGUGCCGUGGUGCUGAGUGCAUGGCUAAACAUGGUUGGUAGCAUCACCAGGAUGUUCAGCGUUCUGAAGUUCCUGAGCUUGGGGUCCCAGAGUUACUGGUACCUGUUUAUUGGACAAUGCCUCUGUGCAUUAGCACAGCCUCUUAUCAUCUUCUCACCAACAAAGCUGGCCGCGCUAUGGUUUCCAGACCACCAGAGAGCGACAGCAAAUAUGAUUGCAUCAAUGUCCAAUCCCUUGGGCAUUCUUAUAGCAAACUUGUUGUCGCCUGCACUAGUUCCUGAAGGAAAGCACAUUCCAUUGAUGCUGGGUAUUUAUGCUGUCCCAGCAGUAACAGCCUGUGCUCUAGCAACUCUGGGGAUUCAUGAGAAGGUCCCGCCAACACCUCCGUCAGCCAGUGCCACUAACUCCAACUCACAGCCAUUCUUCACAGGACUCAAAAUGCUCCUGAGAAACAAGCCAUACAUAAUCCUGGCAGUGUGUUUUGGAGGAGGAAUUGGGAUGUUCACCUGUUUUUCAGCUCUGCUAGAACAGAUCCUUUGUGAAAAGGGGUAUUCAAAUGAUUUUGCUGGCCUGAAUGGUGCACUGUUCACAGUCUGUGGCUUGUUGGGUGCUUUCCUGCUAGGCAUGUAUGUUGACCGGACAAGGAAGUUCAUAGAGUCCACCAAGAUUAGUUUCUGUCUGAGUGCACUUGCCAGCAUCAUGUUCGCAGUGAUUUCUCGGUUCAGACAUCAGGCCAUCAUGUUGGCCAUCACAAGUUCUCUCUUUGGUUUCUUUGGUUUUGCCAUCUACCCCAUUGCCAUGGAGCUGGCUGUGGAGUGCUCCUACCCUGUAGGAGAGGGCACAUCUACAGGCCUGAUUUUUGUUGCAAGCCAGAUUGAGGGUGUGAUUUUAAUGAUUCUUCUACAAGCUCUCACCGUCCGUGUUUCUGAGGAUCCAUUCUCCACCUGUGCCCUUGACCAGGAUGGAGCCCUGGACUGGACAACUCCAGUACUAGUGCUGGCUGGCCUCUGCAGUGGGAUGGCUUGCUUCUACGUCAUCUUCUUCCACACUGACUACAAGCGGCUCCAUGCUGAGAUAAUCAGUGCUGAUUUGGCCAAGGCAGAAGAUGCAGCAACAGCACAUGUUCCUGAGUCCUAAACAGGGCAAAAAGAGGAUGCCAAGAAUCAAGGACUCAGAGGACCAAUCCUGAGCUGGUACACUGAGAUAUCCGUGUCAUGUUACACAAAAAGCAAGGACUAGAGCAAAUAGCACCUUUGCAGUGCAUCUCUCAGUCUUCUGUUUUUUUGGGGAUCUGGGCUGUUAAGAAUGGCUGUCCUGCCAGAAAGGUCAAAGUGGCAAUGGACAAUUAUGCACUAGAAUUUUUUAUGCACUAUGAACUAGAGUUUUUGGCUGACUUGAUUCAAGCUAAAGAAAUGUCACAGUGGAGGGUAGCAUAUUUCAGCCAUUUUUAAAUUCUAAUGUACAUGGAUCAAGGGUGAAGAUUUCAGAGAGAUGGAAGCUGUGCCUACCACAAACCUAGUGGAAAACUUCUAUUUAGGGACUGUGGUACAGCAUAACCACUCAAGUUGGAGCUAACUGUGCCUUUUAGCUAAAGGGCAGUAGAACCUAGAGCAUCCUUUCAUUCCAGUGGGGAUAUGUAUGUAUGUGAUCUGUAAAUACAAGUCUGUUACAGUGAGUCACUUUGUCUUCUACAAGAAAAGCCUUGCCUGAAGUUCUGUCUAUAAAAAAAAAUAUCAGGAAGCAGCAAAAGUUAAAUACAGCAGCAUUUCUCACCCCUCUGAUUCCUUGCUAAAUGCUGAGACAUUAAGGAUUAGCUUGUUUUACUUGGGAUUCUGUUUCUUCACCUCUCUUGCAAUUUCAGUGGUUUAAGUUUUCUACAAGAAGAUGAACCUGCUGGUUUAGUCUUAGACCAAUGUGAUGCUCUCCUAUAGAGCAUCACUCUUUGGGCAAUGACACCGUAGUGUCAUUGGUGGGAGCUGGCAGAAGAACUGACAAAGGCGACACUUUAAUGUAGGGACUUGUCAUAAGUUUCUGCAAGUAAGAGGGUGUCCUAGUUUGAAGGACAGGGGUCUGCCAAGAAAGGCAGAAUUUUUCCUUUUAAACAGAGACCCGAAUUCCACUCCCCCCAAAAUAUUAUAAACGUUUGAAUCAAGGACUCUGAGGCAGAGAUAAGGGGGUAGGAAUAACAGCUCUUUUACUAAUAUAUCCAACUGUACCAGCAGAAACAACAGCAGUUGUUAAAAUUACUAACAAAACAGAACAGAUUACUCGGUUCCAGUCCUUUCUUUAGCUGUGAGCACGCUCUCUCUCGGCGGGAGCGGAGGCGGGAAGGGGCGGCCGCGGCCGCGCCGGUCUCAGGGGGGAGCGGCUGGAGCGGGCAGAUGCAGGGUUCGGGUUCUGGUGCUCAGCUGUGUCCGCAGAGGCUGGAGGCUGGAGCAGGGCAGAUGCAGGGCAGGUGAUCGCAGAGGGUCUGGCUCUCCUGCCUUCGGCCGCGUGGCUCCAAGACCGAGAGGAUCCUCCUCCCCGCCCCCGGAAACACGAGUCCCCUCCGGAAGCAUGAGAGCCCCUCUCCAAGCCGAUCCCACCUACCCCUUUUGUCCAGAGCCCGCAAAGAUCCGCGGUGUAUGCGGCAGCUCCAUUGGCAUGACAAUGGGAAAAAUUCUUUAAAUUGACACAGCAAUAGGAAAAACACUCAACCCCCAACAGAGGGGUUUGGGGAGGAGACCAAGUAAAAAACAAUGUCAACACUUUCCACGAUCCAUCUCUGAAACUGACAUCUGUUCUUUAGUGUUAGAUGAGAAGGAAAGUGACACAAAAGAUCCCAUUUGGAGUUCAGUUACACUGACAAUUACAAUGGAUAUGACUGGAUUUUUCAUUUUGCAGUACUUCCACAGCAGUGUAAUGUCUUGCUCUGCAGUUCAGGUCUAGGUGUACUACAUGAGAAAUUCUUACUUUAUAACACUUAUGUGGUAAAAAACUUUAGAUUGUUGGGAUUUUGUGAUGCUUCCUGGUAUAUAUAUACUUAAAGGGAAUCUGAGUGUUUGCUGAUAAAGGGACCUUGAUGCAAAUUGAACCUGUGACUAGCUUUAUCCGGUCCAUCUAGAUGAUCCCAAUACCAAGAGCACACUGUCCCUGAGGAACACUGUACAAAGGAGCUCUCUCAGUGCCUGAAUUCUCUUCCCCAUUAGCAACUGGAAGGCUCUCCCUUUGUAAAACACCUGUUUGCAUCCUUCUAAGGCGCCUGCGCAUUCCCACAGCUCCAGCCUUGCUACGACUUGUAAACACUGAUGUUUGUCAAAAGGAGCAGGAAAGAAGUCUGAAACCAAAGUGAAACAAGAUUGUUUAAACCUGUCAGAGGAAUGAGAUUAGCCAUCUUUUGCAAAACUAGCCAGUUCUGCAGCCCUGGAACUAACACACCAAACAGAUUAAUGCCAAAUUUACCUGCCAUUUCUGAAUUCCACUGUACUGGGAAGCAACAAGCACUUGAUACUUAUAAUUUUAUAGAUUUACAGAUGUUUAUGUUUCUUAAUAAAGGAUGGUUUAAGAAAAGAUUAA
Oenanthe melanoleuca is the source of this 3860-nucleotide messenger RNA. It is a transcript of the gene SLC49A3, whose product is annotated as solute carrier family 49 member 3. The coding region runs from base 24 to 1442 and encodes 472 amino acids. Gene Ontology annotation, biological process: transmembrane transport. The record is from RefSeq and is a predicted model, not a curated record. Gene Ontology annotation, molecular function: transmembrane transporter activity. Lineage: Eukaryota; Metazoa; Chordata; Aves; Passeriformes; Muscicapidae. The transcript is spliced from 10 exons. Gene Ontology annotation, cellular component: membrane.